Molecule: messenger RNA, 1593 nt
Organism: Lachnellula hyalina
Lineage: Eukaryota; Fungi; Ascomycota; Leotiomycetes; Helotiales; Lachnaceae
Gene: lcb1
Product: Serine palmitoyltransferase
Exons: 5
Coding region: 1-1593 (530 amino acids)
Biological process (GO): ceramide biosynthetic process; sphingosine biosynthetic process
Cellular component (GO): endoplasmic reticulum
Molecular function (GO): serine C-palmitoyltransferase activity; pyridoxal phosphate binding
Source: RefSeq, a predicted model, not a curated record
AUGUCCUUCUUCUCCGCGCCCAUCGAGAAAAUGGAUUUGCAGGAUGCUCAAAAGCUCAUGGAGCGCUCCAUGCACGAGAUUACCAAUAGCUUCCAGAAAGUGCCGGGCUCUGCAAUGCUCAUCCGGUACAUCCAAUCCAGUUACCAAGACGACCCCGUCCGUUCCGCCAUUGAGUUGAUUCUGGUCAUCUUCUUCGUGCGCUAUUUGCUCUCGCCAUCGUAUGCGACUCACAGUAACAAUUUUGUGACCUUGUCUGAGGAGGAGAUUGACGACCUCGUGGAUGAGUGGACUCCUGAGCCUCUGGUUGCGCCGCAGACUCCGUUUGAGGAAGCUGAUGCAGAGAGACUUCCUGUUAUUGUCGGUCCGACAGGUCCGAAGACCAAGCUAUCAAACGGCCGGACCGUGACGAACCUCGCAUCCUACAAUUUCUACAACUUCGUCGGUAACGAGCAGGUCAAGGAGAAGGCUAUCCAGACCCUCCGCACAUACGGUGUAGGACCUUGCGGUCCUCCUCAGUUCUACGGCACGCAGGAUGUACACAUGAAAACGGAGGCAGACAUUGCUUCUUGUCUAGGCACCGAGGGCUGCAUUGUAUACGCUCAGGCUUUCUCUACGAUCUCCAGUGUUAUCCCGGCAUUCUGCAAGAGGGGUGAUGUGAUUGUUGCGGAUCGUGCGGUCAACUAUGCUAUAAGAAAGGGCUUGCAGAUUUGCCGGAGCACGAUCAGGUAUUAUGAGCAUAAUGAUAUGGAGGAUUUGGAAAGGGUGCUGCAGAAGGUAGUCAAGGAGCAGGCGAAGAAGCCGUUGACGAGACGGUUUAUUGUCACUGAGGGGCUGUCGGAGACGGUAGGGGAUGGUGUCAAUCUGCCUAAGCUGGUUGAGUUGAAGCUUCGAUAUAAGUUCCGUCUCAUGCUCGACGAGACAUGGUCCUUCGGUGUCCUGGGUAGAACAGGUCGUGGCCUCACCGAGGCCCAAAACGUGGAUGCUUCCCAAGUCGAUAUGCUGAUCGGUUCACUUGCUGGACCUCUCUGCGCUGGUGGCGGUUUCUGCGCUGGUACCAACGAUAUUGUCGAGCACCAGCGUAUCACAGCUGCUUCCUACACCUACUCGGCCGCUCUACCUGCUAUGCUUGCUACUACAGCAAGCGAGACCCUGAACAUGCUACAGUCAAACCCUGAAGUUCUGGUACAAUGCCGAGAGAACAUCAAGACUAUGCGAGCACAGCUUGAUCCUCGUAGUGACUGGGUUCAUUGCACAAGCGCACUUGAGAAUCCUGUCAUGCUACUUGUUCUGAAAGCAGACGUCAUUAAUUCCAGACGAUUGAGUAUCGGAGAGCAAGAGCGAGUAUUGCAGGAAUGCGUUGACGAAACACUUGCAAACGGUGUCCUCAUCACCCGCUUGAAGAGUAUGCCUGUUGCCCCGGGGGCGAACGGCAAAGACGAGCAGUGGAAGCUGCAGCCAGCGCUCAAAAUAUGCAUCACGACCGGUCUCUCGAAGAAGGAGAUUGAGAAGGCAGGCAUUACUAUUAGACAUGCUAUCACGAAAGUUUUGACGAGAAAGACGAGUAGUAAGUUGGCACUGCCGGCUGGUUCUUGA